ACGAUUUCCUUCAAGUUACGAAUGCCGGGUUGGGUGAUUCAGGUAGUUUGCCCCGAAGGAAUAACUAGCAAUAAUGGGAGUAACGAAAAAAACAACAAAAACAGGAGAUGGAACAAAUUUUCCAAAAGUUGGACAAACAGUGGUAGUCCAUUACACAGGAACACUCGAGAAUGGACAUCAAUUUGAUUCUUCGAGAGAACGUGGCAAGGAGUUUGAGUUUAAAAUUGGUAUGGGUCAGGUGAUAAAAGGCUGGGAUGAGGGAGUUAAGGAGAUGAGCGUUGGUGAAAGGGCAGUACUGACAUGUUCACCUGACUAUGCUUAUGGAGAUAGAGGCCAUCCAGGAGCUAUACCACCGAAUGCCACCCUGAUAUUUGAUGUAGAACUUAUUAGACUCAAGUGAACAUUCACCGCAGCACUGGAUGGGUGUUCUUGUUUUCCUGUUGGCUAUAUAUAGUCUGUAGGUUGUAGUGUAUUCACACAGAAUUUCAUAAUCAAUUUUUGUAUUCAACAUUUAAUUAUUAUAUACAUUUACUCAUUAUUGAGCUUCUGUAGGGUUACAUUCUGCAUGCAUUUUUGUAAGACAGUUUUUUUUUCAGAUUUCAUUGUCAGUCUGUACAUGGUUUAUUUUAGAAACUUUGGUCUCAUUAAUGGGUCCUUUUUUUCAGUUGUAUCAAAUCAUAGAGAACAAUUUUAAAAUCGUAAGUGAUUGAGUUGUAUAAUUUUACUGAUUGUCAUCGAAGAACUGGACAAAAGUCUAAACCCAGUGUAAACACUAGAUAUAUUGAACAUGUGUUAAGAUGAGUAUAAGAACAUAUGUACGAUGUCCUAAAGGAAGUACAAUUUUAAUGAUGACCUUGUUCUCAUGGCAUCCGAACAUUUAACAUGUAUUUUAUCAUCUUACUGUUCUGUAUUUGGUAUUAUUUAUUGUGUUAUCUAUGGCAGGAUCACUUACCAAACAGCCAUUGGAUGUAAUUUGUCAACAUCUUUGAAAGUUCUUUUUGCAAAAAUGAGAAUAUACUACUAUUCAAAAAUAUUUUUCAAUAUAAAUUAAUUUCUUAUUUUUUUUUACUUGUUUUGGCUUUGCUAAGCCAUCAAAAUGUAUUUCAAUUUAUAUUGACAACUGGUGAAUUUGAAAUAUCUUGGCAUUUUAGUAUCUGGUUUAAUUACGUUGAUCAAUUGAAAAGAAAACUGAUUAUUUAUUGCCUAAUUAUAAUGUAAUGAUUUUCAGACUUUAAAAUAGUCAAUGGUAAACAAGAACAUUUUGGUUGUAACUGAAGCUCAGAAGAUGCAUAGGGGUAAUUCUGUAUACAAAAUUGUAAUACCACAUAUAUGCCUUUCAAGAUUUUUGAAUAUAAUAUCACAUUAAAGCCGCACAGACUCGUUUUAUGAGCAUCAGAGAAUGUAAAAAAACCCACUAAAACUUGGUAAAAAUUGGAUGUUUUUGGGACAAUCCCUUGCCCCUUUUCAGGGAAAAAAAUAGAAUUUUAAUUUACAUCUCUACAUCUGAGUUUGCAAAAUACGUGUAUGGAACAAAGUACAUUUUAAAGUAGCAUACUGUUUGUGUUUACAGCAUGUUUAAUAUAAACAUCUGCCUUACUUUUUGCUUCAGGUUGUCAUAAUACAUUUUGGAAUUGAUAUUAAAAUUGAUGUCUGUAUGAAAGUG
This is a messenger RNA of Mizuhopecten yessoensis (Yesso scallop), 1663 nucleotides long. Its product is annotated as peptidyl-prolyl cis-trans isomerase FKBP1A-like. Lineage: Eukaryota; Metazoa; Mollusca; Bivalvia; Pectinida; Pectinidae. The coding region runs from base 74 to 400 and encodes 108 amino acids. The record is from RefSeq and is a predicted model, not a curated record. The transcript is spliced from 6 exons. Gene Ontology annotation, molecular function: peptidyl-prolyl cis-trans isomerase activity.